Molecule: messenger RNA, 3654 nt
Organism: Neocloeon triangulifer
Lineage: Eukaryota; Metazoa; Arthropoda; Insecta; Ephemeroptera; Baetidae
Exons: 5
Coding region: 292-960 (222 amino acids)
Biological process (GO): septate junction assembly; regulation of tube size, open tracheal system
Cellular component (GO): membrane; septate junction
Source: RefSeq, a predicted model, not a curated record
GCCAAACACAGCGACAGGGCGUGCACCUGCCAGCCACUCUCGAAUUUGAGAAAGAAAAAACAGUGCUUAUCAAAAUUGCCCCACAUCGGAAGGAAAAGUAGCGGUGCAGCUUUUCCGCUUGGAUAAGGGGAAGCACAAUCAGCAAAAGUGGAGAGACAGGUGAAGACCUACCGAGCACCACCCGCGAAGUCUGUGUCGCGCUUUGUUUCAGUGAGCUCGUCGUGUUGCGUAUUUUAGAAAAAAGCAGGGCUGUAGCGAGGCGCGGCUCUCAGGGCCCUCCAACAGGCAGCGAUGGCUAAAAAGAGAAGCCUCGCGGGAAACUGCGCCUUGGCGGUUUUUGCCCUGACGUUCGUGUGCGUGUUCGUGGCCUUUUGCUCACCCAGUUGGAUCGUCAGCGACUACCGAAUUACAGGGGCGCGACUUGAGAGGUUCGGUCUGUGGGCCCACUGCUUCAGGUCGCUGCCUGACCCCACCGACGAGUACCAAAGACGCUUCUUCGUCGGCUGCAGGUGGAUUUACGACCCCUUCACCACCGGCUACGACAAGAUCAGGGGAUUCCUUCUUCCUCCUUUCAUAAUCGCGACGCAGUUUUUCUACACGGUGGCAUUUAUUUUAACACUCGUCGCAUUUGGCCUCUGCCUCUUGUAUGGGCUGUGUUGUGGACCUGACCAAUCAAGAUAUGUGAAACUGAUUGCAAUUAUUGGACUGGACCUUUUAGCAGCUGGCUUUAGUGCAGCGAUAGCAGUGGUGGUCUUUGCAAGUUUGGCAAACAGACAGGGCUGGAUGCCAGGUCAGCGCAACAACUUCUUCGGCUGGUCAUUCGCACUGGCCGUGGCCGGAGUUUUCGCUUCGAUCGUGGCCGGAACUUUGUUCCUGAUCGAGACGAGCAUCCAGAAGAGGAAGGCGCGCGACCUGAGGGACUCGCAGGCCAGGUUCAGCAUAGAGGAGACCAAGGCGUAGGAGAAGUGGCCAUGAUCCUGAAUUAGCGACUGAUUUCGGCAAACCUGCAGUGAAUACGCACAAUGUUAACGCACCCGUCCGACAAAUCUCCACUUUGGCUGGUUUCCAAUUCGCCAUUACGUUAUUCGUUUACGCAUUACGUUGUUCGUUUUGCCAAGGAAAUCGUAUAAGCCGUUUCCAAUUCACCAAAACGAUACACGUAAACGGAAUCCGAGUACAGCAAAACGUAUAAGCGGUUUCCGAUUCGCCAAAACGUACUCCGUAAACGUAUUAUGAGUGCCGACAGUGGUUUCCAAUUCGCCAAAACGGACUCCGUAAACGUAUUACGAGUGCCGACAGUGGUUUCCAAUUCUCCAAAACGUAGUACGUUUACGUGCAACUCAUUCCGAGCACCAAACGUGCUUCAUACGUGAUACGUACGUCGUUUUAAUAAAAGUGCAACUUUUUGUUUCCGCUUCUGAAUCAUUAUAAUUGGUGCUUGUAAUGAAUUCUUAAUUAUCUCAUCCAUUUGAGUAUAAAGUCCCUCAAUUAGAGUUAAUUUUCCACCAAUUAAGUUAAUUCGGUUAUGGGGGUGAGCGGGGAUGAGUUGAAGGAAAUUAGUUUUAUGUCAAGUGCGUAACAUGAUUAUAGGCUAAAAUUUUGUGAGGAAAUCAAUGGUGUAUUUGAUUUUAAUGAAAAAUGUUAAUUUCAACCCUUAAUUAGCAAUUAACUCAAAUAAAAACAAAUUGAAGUGCAAUACAUGACAUUAGGGUAAAAUUUGAAGCCCAAGCGAUUGCCAGCAUCAAUUUUGCGCUAUCAAUUUAAUUUCAUCCCCUAAAUUGAAAAAUAAUGAUGUUCACACAAAUUUUAGAGCGAGACAUGUUUAAAUGGUAAAAUUUGACGCCAAAUCGUUUGCCAGAAGUUAUUUUGCUCUAGAAAAAUAAUUUCAACCCCUAAUUUGAAAUUUCACGAAAUUAACAACAAUUUCAGAGCGAGAUAUGUUUAAGUGGUAAAAUUUGACGCCAGAUCGUUUACCAGAAGUUAUUUUGCUCUAGAAAAAUAAUUUCAACCCCUAAUUUGAAAUUUCACGAAAUUAACAACAAUUUAAGAGCGAGAUAUGUUUAACUGGUAAAAUUUGACGCCAGAUCGUUUGCCAGAAGUUAUUUUGCUCUAAAAAUUUAAUUUCAACCCCUAAUUUGAAAUUAAUCAAAAUUAACAACAAUUUCUGAGCGAGAUAUGUUUAAGUGGUAAAAUUUGACGCCAUAUCGUUCGCGAGAAGGUAUUUUGCUCUAAAAAAUAAUUUCAACCCCUAAUUCGUAAUUUUAUGGAAUUAACAACAAUUUAAGAGCGACAGUUGCUUUAUGUAUGUAAUUUUAAUGCUAGAUCGAUUUUCAAAUGUUAUUUUGCACUUAAUUUGCUUAAUUUUAGUUUCAACCCCUGAUUUCCUUAUUUAUUAACUAUUGUUUAAUUUUUUUUUUUAGUUAAGUAUGGCAAUCAAUGUGGCCAUAAAUUCGCUAAAUUCAACUCAUAUCAACAAGUCUCGCUCUUAAGUUGUUGUUAAUUUCAUAUAAUUUCAAAUUAGGGGUUGAAAUUAUUUUUCUAGAGCAAAAUAACUUCUGGUAAACGAUUUGGCGUCAAAUUUUACCACUUAAACAUAUCUCGCUCUGAAAUUGUUGUUAAUUUCGUGAAAUUUUAAAAUUAGGGGUUGAAAUUAUUUUUCUAGAGCAAAAUAACUUCUGGCAAACGAUUUGGCGUCAAAUUUUACCAUUUAAACAUGUCUCGCUCUAAAAUUUGUGUGAACAUCAUUAUUUUUCAAUUUAGGGGAUGAAAUUAAAUUGAUAGCGCAAAAUUGAUGCUGGCAAUCGCUUGGGCUUCAAAUUUUACCCUAAAGUCAUGUAUUGCACUUCAAUUUGUUUUUAUUUGAGUUAAUUGCUAAUUAAGGGUUGAAAUUAACAUUUUUCAUUAAAAUCAAAUACACCAUUGAUUUCCUCACAAAAUUUUAGCCUAUAAUCAUGUUACGCACUUGACAUAAAACUAAUUUCCUUCAACUCAUCCCCGCUCACCCCCAUAACCGAAUUAACUUAAUUGGUGGAAAAUUAACUCUAAUUGAGGGACUUUAUACUCAAAUGGAUGAGAUAAUUAAGAAUUCAUUACAAGCACCAAUUAUAAUGAUUCAGAAGCGGAAACAAAAAGUUGCACUUUUAUUAAAACGACGUACGUAUCACGUAUGAAGCACGUUUGGUGCUCGGAAUGAGUUGCACGUAAACGUACUACGUUUUGGAGAAUUGGAAACCACUGUCGGCACUCGUAAUACGUUUACGGAGUCCGUUUUGGCGAAUUGGAAACCACUGUCGGCACUCAUAAUACGUUUACGGAGUACGUUUUGGCGAAUCGGAAACCGCUUAUACGUUUUGCUGUACUCGGAUUCCGUUUACGUGUAUCGUUUUGGUGAAUUGGAAACGGCUUAUACGAUUUCCUUGGCAAAACGAACAACGUAAUGCGUAAACGAAUAACGUAAUGGCGAAUUGGAAACCAGCCUUUGUCCUCAACCGAUCUUCAAAAGUAGAAAUAAGCUCUGUAUUAAAGAGAAUGGAAACUUUCAGAAGAGCAAAUUUUCAUUGUGGUUGAUAUUUUAAUUUUCUUUGUGGGUCAAGUCUAACGUUUUUUUUUUUUACAUCAAUAAUUUUAAUUUUUGGUCAAAAAUUUACUUAAAAC